AUGGGGAAGACUCACAGAUCAAGCUUCGGCCCAGCUCAACACGUCACCAAAGGCAAACUCGACUACAUCCAUUCAGACUUAUGGGGAUCUCCUAAUGUUCCCAUAAGUCUAGGUAACAGUCAAUAUUUUAUCUCCUUUAUUGAUGAUUGGUCUCGGAAAGUUUGGAUUUAUUUUCUUAAGUCUAAAGAUGAAGCUUUUGAUAAAUUUUCUGAGUGGAAAAGGAUGGUGGAAUUACAAUCCGAAAGGAAAGUAAAGAAACUAAGGACUGAUAACGGUUUAGAGUUUUGUAAUAACAGGUUUGAUGGUCUCUGCAAACAAGCUGGCAUUGUCAGGCAUAAGACGUGUGCAUAUACUCCACAACAAAAUGGAGCUGCAGAGCGUCUAAAUCGAUCCAUCGUGAACAAGGUUCGAAGCAUGCUGAGUGAAAGCGGGCUAGAGCAAAGAUUCUGGGCAGAAGCUGCUUCAACAGCAGUAUAUCUGAUCAAUAGAUCACCGUCGUCGGUCAUAGACUUCGAAAUUCCAGAAGAGAGAUGGACCUCAGCUGCACCAGACCUGUCAAACCUCAGAGUUUCGGUUGUGUUUCAUAUGUUCACUCAGAUGCAGAAAAGCUCAACCCAAGAGCCAAGAAAGGCGUAUUCAUCGAUUACCCUGAAUGAGUCAAAGGAUACCGAGUUUGGUGAUAACAGGGAACCAGAUAGCUCAACUCAAGGUGGAGCUGAUCAGAGAGAAGGAGGUCCCUCUGAACCAACUCAGCCAGAGAUCGGUCACGAAGACCAACUCGUAAAACCACUCAGGCUCGAGGACUAUCAGAUUGAGGAUGAUGAAGAAGACAUCGCGGGCUACGCGUAUGUGGUAAUUGAAGACGGUGGAAAACCAGAGCCAGGAAACUUUCAAGAGGCCUUGAGAGAUCCAGACAGCGAGAAGUGA
Microthlaspi erraticum is the source of this 927-nucleotide messenger RNA. NCBI's taxonomy places the organism in Eukaryota, Viridiplantae, Streptophyta, Magnoliopsida, Brassicales, Brassicaceae. The record is from the annotation of a GenBank genome assembly.